Messenger RNA from Chaetomium fimeti, 303 nucleotides. RefSeq lists its product as uncharacterized. The record is from RefSeq and is a predicted model, not a curated record. NCBI's taxonomy places the organism in Eukaryota, Fungi, Ascomycota, Sordariomycetes, Sordariales, Chaetomiaceae. Bases 1 to 303 code for a protein of 100 amino acids. The transcript is spliced from 3 exons.
AUGAAGGCCGUUAGCACCAUCCUCCUCACCCUCGCCACACUGGCCUUUGCCGCGCCCAACCCCAACGCCAAUGCCGACACCCUCUCCACCAGGCAGAAUCAGCUAGGCUGCACGUACGACUGCCAGUGCCAGGAUGGAUUUGGCGACGUAUUCGUCCCUAUUAACGAGGAAUGUUGCCAGUCCGAUAUUAGCGAGGACGGCAAGAACUGCAACAUCCCCUUCCACCCCUUGGCGCAAAUAUACGCCGGCUGCUGCAAGUUGAUGCCCGGUCGCCCUGUAUGCUUGUGGCUGGAUGAAAGGUAG